Molecule: messenger RNA, 653 nt
Organism: Cyprinodon variegatus (sheepshead minnow)
Lineage: Eukaryota; Metazoa; Chordata; Actinopteri; Cyprinodontiformes; Cyprinodontidae
Gene: arl11
Product: ADP-ribosylation factor-like protein 11
Exons: 5
Coding region: 40-558 (172 amino acids)
Biological process (GO): vesicle-mediated transport; intracellular protein transport
Cellular component (GO): cytoplasm
Molecular function (GO): GTP binding; GTPase activity
Source: RefSeq, a predicted model, not a curated record
CCUGGAGGACAAUCAGUCAGAACCAAACAGCAGACAGAGAUGGGUCAGAGCAGCUGCAAGUCUUCUCAGGUGAUCGUCAUGGGUCUGGACUCUGCAGGAAAGUCCACUUUGUGUGCCAAGCAGCUUACAGGACAGAUAGUGAACACUUCUCCCACUGUGGGCUUCAAUGUGGGAAAUCUUGAUCUAGAUAAGAAGACGUCUCUGACAGUGUGGGAUGUUGGAGGACAGAAGAGCAUGAGACCCAACUGGAAGUACUACCUGGAUGAUUGCAAGGCUCUGGUGUUCGUGGUGGAUAGCAGUGAUGCAGCGCGGAUGCCAGAAGCCCACAAGGCUCUGAAGAGCAUCCUCAGUGACGAGAGGCUGCGAGGUGUUCCUCUAAUGGUUCUAGCAAACAAGAAGGACCUGCCCAACGCCAUGAACAUACGUGAGGUCUCCACCAAGUUGGACCUGCCCAACAUCAAAGACAGGCUGUGGGAGAUCCAGGCCUGCAGCGCCACCCAGGGACUGGGUCUGGGCCAAGCCUUCAAGGCGGUCGCCAAGAUGAUCAAGAGGGCCUGAGAGGAGGAGGAAGAGUUCUGGUUCUGCAGGACAGGAUCCCUUGAGCCAUUGGUUUUAUUUAUAGAGAUGAUGUUUAAUAAAGGUUUUAGUGAUGA